Triticum turgidum subsp. durum (durum wheat) is the source of this 831-nucleotide messenger RNA. Lineage: Eukaryota; Viridiplantae; Streptophyta; Magnoliopsida; Poales; Poaceae. The record is from the annotation of a GenBank genome assembly.
AUGGCGAGGACUCCGGCGACCGUAGCGGCGGCGGUGGUGCUGAUUGCGGCGGCCGCGGCCCAGCUGGCCGGCGCCGGCAUUCCUGACCGGUACUGGCCGGCGCCGUCGACCCCUUCCACCGGCUUCCCGACGUACGGCUGGGAGAACGCCCACGCCACCUUCUACGGCUCGGACUCCGGCCUCGGCCACGACUUCGGCGGCGCGUGCGGGUACAGCGGCAGCGACAUCGCCUCGCUCUACUCGACGAGGACGGCGGCGAUGAGCACGCCACUGUUCGCCAAAGGGGACGGCUGCGGGCGGUGCUACGAGAUCCGGUGCGUGCAGUCCAAGUGGUGCGUGCCGGGGUCGCCCUCCGUCGUCAUCACCGGCACCAACCUCUGCCCGCCCAACUGGUACCAGGCCAGCGACGACGGCGGCUGGUGCAACCCGCCGCGGAGGCACUUCGACAUGGCCCCGCCCUCCUUCUACGAGCUCGCCCGAAGGGCCGCCGGCAUCGUGCCCAUCCAGUUCCGCCGCGUGCCGUGCGAGAGGAAGGGCGGUGUCCAGUUCUGCCUCAUGGGGAACCCCUACUGGCUGCUCGUCCACGUCAACAACGUCGGCGGCGGCGGCGACAUCGGCCAGAUAGCCGUCAGGGAGACAGGCGGGGUGUGGAUCCAGAUGACGCAGAACUGGGGGAUCACGUUCCAGGCCUUCUUCGAGCUGGACAGGUCCAAGGGGCUCCAAUUCAUGAUCACCGGCGGCACCGACGGCAAGACCAUCGUCGUCGGCGAUGCCGUCCCCGCCUGGUGGAGCACCGGCCUCUGCUACCAGGGAUCAAACAACUUCUGGUAG